Molecule: messenger RNA, 3645 nt
Organism: Hirundo rustica (Barn swallow)
Lineage: Eukaryota; Metazoa; Chordata; Aves; Passeriformes; Hirundinidae
Gene: SLITRK5
Product: SLIT and NTRK like family member 5
Exons: 3
Coding region: 205-3069 (954 amino acids)
Biological process (GO): positive regulation of synapse assembly; axonogenesis; regulation of presynapse assembly
Cellular component (GO): membrane
Molecular function (GO): protein binding
Source: RefSeq, a predicted model, not a curated record
CCUCGCCUCCGCCGCCCCGGCGGCUCCGCGCAGCGCCCGCGCAGCGGGUCGGCAUCUUCAUGGGCUGCCACCAUGCUUGGGCCCUGGAGAUUUCGGGCGAAGCUAGUUUUGCAGAACAUUGGGAAUAAGCGCUAUGUCAGAUAUGGAUGAGACUCCGAAGAUGACCUGCAUGUUUUACAUUUUUCACAAAUUUUGGGAAAUAAAAUGUAUGCUUGCUGCUCUACAGUAACUUUGGAACAGGACCUCAACAAAAAAAUGCAUAUCUGGAUGCUGCAGACGAUCGCAUUUGCUUUAACAUCACUAGUCCUUUCCUGGGCAGAAAGCAUCGAGUAUUAUGGGGAAAUCUGUGAUAAUGCGUGUCCUUGUGAGGAAAAGGACAGCAUCUUAACAGUGAGCUGUGAAAACAGAGGGAUCAUCAGCCUUUUUGAGAUCAGUCCACCAAGGUUCCCUGUUUACCACCUCUUGUUGUCUGGGAACCUUUUGAACAGGCUGUACCCAAACCAGUUUGUCAAUUACACCGGGGCUUCAAUUUUGCAUCUGGGGAGCAAUGACAUACAAGACAUCGAAACUGGGGCCUUUCAUGGUCUGAGAGGUUUAAGGAGGCUGCACUUGAACAAUAACAAGUUGGAACUUUUACGGGAUGACACUUUCCUUGGGCUAGAGAGUUUGGAAUAUCUACAGGUCGAUUAUAAUUAUAUUAGCGUUAUUGAACCCAAUGCCUUCAGCAAACUGCAUUUGUUGCAGGUGCUGAUUCUCAAUGAUAACCUCCUCUCCAGUUUGCCCAACAACCUUUUCCGUUUUGUGCCCUUAACUCACUUGGACCUGAGGGGUAACCGGCUGAAGCUGUUGCCCUAUGUGGGCCUCCUGCAGCACAUGGAUAAAGUGGUGGAGCUGCAGCUGGAGGAAAACCCCUGGAAUUGCUCUUGUGAGUUGAUUGCUCUAAAGGAUUGGCUGGACAGUAUCUCAUACUCUGCUCUGGUGGGAGAUGUGGUUUGUGAGACCCCUUUCCGCUUACAUGGUCGAGACUUGGAUGAAGUCUCUAAGCAGGAGCUUUGCCCCAGGAGGCUCAUCUCGGAUUAUGAAAUGAGACCUCAGACACCGUUGAGCACUACAGGGUAUUUCCACACCACCCCGGCCUCAGUCAAUUCUGUGGCCACUUCUUCUUCAGCUGUUUACAAAUCUCCCUUGAAGCCCCCCAAAGGGACCCGCCAACCCAACAAGACAAGGGUGCGCCCCACCUCCCGCCUGCCCUCAAAAGACCUGGGAUACAGCAACUAUGGCCCCAGCAUUGCCUACCAGACCAAAUCCCCGGUGCCUUUGGAGUGCCCCACUGCCUGCACUUGCAACUUGCAGAUUUCUGACCUGGGCCUCAAUGUCAAUUGUCAGGAGAGGAAGAUUGAGAGCAUUUCUGAACUGCAGCCCAAACCCUAUAAUCCCAAGAAGAUGUAUUUGACGGAAAACUACAUUGCGCUGGUACGCAGGGCAGAUUUUGUGGAUGCCACUGGGCUGGAUUUGCUGCAUCUGGGCAAUAAUCGGAUCUCGGUCAUUCAGGACCGGGCUUUUGGGGAUUUAACUAAUUUGCGAAGGCUGUACCUGAAUGGGAACCGGAUCGAACGGCUGAGCCCAGAGCUGUUCUAUGGGCUGCAAAGCCUUCAAUACCUCUUCCUGCAGUACAACGUCAUCCGGGAGAUAGAGGCAGGCACCUUUGAAUCUGUCCCCAACCUUCAGCUCUUGUUUUUGAACAACAAUCUGCUGAGGUCUUUGCCAGGGAACAUUUUUUCUGGUCUGUCUCUCUACAGGCUGAGCCUGCGGAGCAACCACUUCUCCUACCUGCCAGUGAGCGGGGUGCUGGACCAGCUGAAAUCCUUGCUGCAGAUCGACCUGCACGAGAACCCCUGGGACUGCACCUGCGACGUGGUGGGCAUGAAGCUGUGGCUGGAACAGCUCAACACCGGUGUCCUGGUGGACCAGGUUAUCUGCGAGUCCCCUAAGAAGUUUGCCCAGAGCGACAUGCGGGCCGUCCGCGCGGAGCUGCUGUGCCCCGACUACUCGGACAUCGUCGUCUCCACGCCCACCCCGUCCCCGGGCCAGCUGCCGGCCAGGACCACCCCUUCCUCCUCCACCGUGCGCCUCAAUGGCACGGCGGCGGCGGGCGGCUCCGCGCCCGCGGGCGGCGCCGGCGGCGGCGGCUCCUCGGUGCCGCUCUCGGUGCUGAUCCUCAGCCUGCUGCUCGUCUUCAUCAUGUCCGUCUUCGUGGCGGCGGGGCUCUUUGUCCUGGUGAUGAAGCGGCGCAAGAAGGGCCAGGGCGACCACGCCAGCGCCAACAACUCCGACGUGAGCUCCUUCAACAUGCAGUACAGCGUCUACAGCGGCGGCGGCCACCACCACCACCCCCACCUCCAGCAGCACCCUCCUCAUCGCGGCGGCGGCGGCGGCGGUGGGGGCGCGGCGCUGCCCAAGGUGAAGACCCCCGCCGGCCACGUCUACGAGUACAUCCCGCACCCCCUGGGCCACAUGUGCAAAAACCCCAUCUACCGCUCCCGGGAAGGUAACUCGGGCGAGGAUUACAAAGACCUUCACGAGCUCAAGGUCACCUACAGCGGCCACCCCCUGCCACCCGGGGGGGGCGCGCCGCCAGCCCCGCCGCCGCCGGCGCCCGGCGGUGAGGAUGCGCCGGCGCGCAGCCCCGCGUACAGCGUGAGCACCAUCGAGCCGCGGGAGGAGCUGCUCUCGCCGGUGCAAGACGCCGAUCGCUUUUACAGGGGCAUUUUGGAGCCCGACAAACACUCCCCCUCCACGCUGGGUACACCCGGCUCCACCCUCCCCGACUACCCCAAGCUCCCCGCCGCCUACACCUACUCCCCCAACUAUGACCUUAGGCGUGCCCACCAGUACUUGCACCCGGGGCCGGGGGACGCCAGGCUCCGGGAGACGGUGCUCUACAGUCCCCCGAGUACUGUCUAUGUAGAGCCCAACAGGAACGAGUAUCUGGAGCUAAAAGCAAAACUAAACACAGAGCCGGACUACCUCGAAGUGCUGGAAAAACAGACCACAUUCAGCCAGUUCUGAGAAACAGCCCCCCCCCGGCCCCCAUCCCCUCGCCAGUCUCAGCAGCUCCUUCUCUAGAGUAUUUGUAUUUAACAACCACACGCAAAACAAAGAAGCGUAAAUGCUGACCUUCCUACACACACACACACCUCUCCCCCCUUCCUCUUUUUUCCCCCCCUUUAAUUCAUUUUAUUGUAGGGUGAAGUGCCUUGGCACAGGACUUUUCAGCUUCGGGGAAUGAUUCUGAAAGGGUGUGCUGUUCAGUCUGGUUUGGUUUUGAUUUUUUUCUGCAUUUGGAAGUCGGAAACCAACUAUUGUGUAAAAUGGGCACAACACUGCCAUUGUGUGGGUGUCCAUGUGUGUUUGGGAAAGGUGGCAGGAGGUUUCAUGGCUUCUUGUCAGGUCACAUUCAGGUCGUGCUUUUUUUUUUUUUUUUUUUUUUUUUUUUUUUUUUUUCCCCAGACAUUCUUUUAGUUUUCUCUCUGCUUGUAGAGUACGGCGCACAUUUUCCCCUUUUAGCCAUGGGUAAGUCUAAAUGGCUUUUAUGGAGAGAUUAGCACACCCCGACUUUAAUACAAGGUUUCCUUUUUUUAAGGA